AGGGCACACAUUACAGUUUCAAGGCCAGCUCUUACUAUCAAGGGUCAAAGUUUCUGAAGGGUAGAAACUUUUAUCACAAGAUAUCUGAUGACUGGUCAAAAAACUUGUGUUCUAUGUUACAAGUACAUUCACACUCCAACAGCAACUAGUUUCACCAGCAGAGAUCAGGAUCGGUCAAGGUGAGAGGUUCUGGGUGUCUUUGGUCAAAGUUAGAAGCUCCCUGCAUCUCAGUGUAUUUUGGUAAAGUUAGUCACUCUAGAUGUCUGAAUGUCUUUGUUUCAGGGUUCAAAGUUCUGAACAUGUGGAUGUCUUUUGUCAAAAUUAGUAGUUCUAGAAGUCUAAACCCUUGGUCAUUGUUAGAACCUCUGUAGUUCUGGAUGUUUUUGGGCGAGGUUAGUCAUUGUGUAAAUCUUUUGUUAGGGUUAGUACCUUUGUAGGUCUGGAAGAGUUUGGUUGGGUUGUUUUGGGUCAGGCUUAGAUGUCCUGUACUCCAGAGUCAAAUGAUUUGUCCUACUGAAUGUCUUUAAUCAAGGUUGGACAUUCUGUAUAAUUGGAUGUUUUUAAUUAGGAUUCAGAGCUCUGUAAGUCUGAAUAUUUUAUUCAGAAUGGUUCUGUUUAAGUGAAUGACUUUGGUCGACAUUAAGUUUUGUACAGCCAGAUGUCUUUGGUCAAAACCCAGUUCAGUCAGUUCAACGUCUGGAGUAGCAUGGACUUACCGGAUGUGGAGAGAAACAUUUCCAGCUUCUGAAUAGAAGUCCGGUUGUUUUGUUUUUUGACUUUUUUAAAUUGAUCAUGACCUGGAUGACUGAGAACUUUCACCAGAACAAGUCAAAGGAUGUUGAGUUGGGUGGUAAAAGUUGUUCCCCAUCCGCCUGAGCCUCCGUCCAACAACACUGAGGAGGAGAAAGAGGAGAAACUAGCUGCAGCUCCGCCCCCUGCACAUGAAAAGAAGGUGACAUUUGAAGACGAGUGCAAACAUGAUGCAGCUGCCAAAGCUGAGACUUUGAAGCAGGACGCGCAGACGGCUGCAGGGAACGGUCCAGUUCCUGGUGUACUGACGUGGAUCAGCAGCGCUCUCCCUCAGCCUGCAGUUCCAGCCAACAUCACCACCAAGUAAACCAGAAGAUGAGACAGGGAUGAUUGCCUGGAUUUCUCAGGGUUUGGAGAAAGUUGUUCCUCAGCUUGAGCUGAAGAGUAAAGACUUGUCUGCAGCAGAGCAGCAGGCUCAGGUGCAUCAAACAGCAGCUCCACCAGAAACUCAAACUACUGUAACGGAAGUAGAACAAACCGAAAAGUCAUCUCCACCCAGUGUGAUUGACUGGAUCAAACAUGGCAUUGUGAAAGUGGUUCCUCAGCCAGAGAUCUACCCAAAGACUGACGGAAACAACAAGACUGAAGCUCCAGCUCCCACUAAAGUUCCACCUCCAGCUCCUCCUCCCGCCACGAAAUCAACUACAAGGACCGAGCCUGUGAAGGAAGCAGACGACCAACCAAAUAUGAUGGGCUGGAUCGUCAAUGGGAUUGGCCGCAUGCUGCCUCAGCCUGUAGCAAAGCUGGACGCAGGAGGUGACGAGAUACAGAACAUCAGCAUCGUUCAGAAGAAGACAGACCUGGUGCUCGAGGAUGUGACAGAGGAGGAGGUCAAGAUGGAGGUGAAGGAGCAGAGUAAAGAAACCCAGCAACAUUCCACAAAGGAGAUGGACACCAAGACCCAGGUGGAUCAGCUGAGUCCCGUGACGGACAGCAUUAAGGAGGAGGCCGAGGAGGAGGUCCUUGCUCACUUGGAGGAAAGGCUGCAGCAGGAGCGUCUGGAGGCGGCUCGUGUUGCUGAGGAGAUGGCCAGGAAGGCCGCGGAGGAGGCGGUCCGACAGCUGGAGGUGGAGCAGUCAGCUAAGAUCCUCAUCGAAACCCUGCCAGAGUCCAACGAGCAGCUGCCCAACAUCCUGGAGGAGGAAAAUGAAGACGACCCAGAGCUGCAGAACCUGCAGGAGGACAGUGACAACGGCCCAGACAGUAAGAGUCCAGAACCACCGAACAAGGACGAAACCCAAGAGUCUAAAGAGAAAACUGAUGAUCAGAGUCUGGUCGACAUCGGCCCACCUGAAGACAAGACGGAGCAUGGUCCAGAGAGAGCAGGACCUUUAACUCCGCCCACUUUAUGUGAGUCAGCAGAGCGAGGCAGUCCUUCUUCGACUGAUGCAGAACCAGGAUCAGAGAGGAGGGACCUGGAGAGUCCUGUUACCCAUCAGCCAAAACCACAACCUGCAGCGGACCCAUGUACCACCACAGAGCAGGUGAAACACCAGGAACAGAAUCCUGUACUCUGAUUGGCUGAGGGUUAUCCUGUACUCUGAUUGGCUGAGGGCUAUCCUGUACUCUGAUUGGCUGGGGAUUAUCCUGUACUCUGAUUGGCUAGGGGCUAUCCUGUACUCUGAUUGGCUGGGGGUUAUCCUGUACUCUGAUUGGCUGAGGGUUAUCCAGUACUCUGAUUGGCUGGUUGUUAUCC
Austrofundulus limnaeus is the source of this 2506-nucleotide messenger RNA. Its product is annotated as cyclic nucleotide-gated cation channel beta-1. Lineage: Eukaryota; Metazoa; Chordata; Actinopteri; Cyprinodontiformes; Rivulidae. The record is from RefSeq and is a predicted model, not a curated record.